UGUCGCUUUAACACAUGAAACCAAAGCAGAGAAGAAGAAGAAGAUUUUCAUGUUCCCUGACCGGUGACAGGCUAAACCAAUGGAAGUAAAAACUAUGACAUUUGCUUCUGAAAUACUGGAAUAUUUAUGAUCUUUUAUUUAGAAAUCAAUUUAACGUCUAAUACUGGAAAAAUGGACGAGUAAAUGUUAGCGAGUAGCUGUGUUAGCUAACUAACGUGGGGCUACUAGCUAGGUCGCUGUAGCGUCGUUUGUUUGUUUGCCGCUAUCAUGAGCGAAGAAGACGCUUCUGUAUUAUCAAGUAAGGACAAAGACUCCACUCUUCUGCUUACUAAAGACGGACAUAGAUACUAUGUAACAGUGAGUUAGACAGCAGGUUGAUAACGGAUCAGUCCAGACAACACAAAUAACGCCGACACAAGAUCCAGGCGUUUGCGCAAGAACAACGCCUCCUACGACAUGGACGAUCCGGACGAAGAGAGCGACGUUCUGGACGCCUCAGAUCCCAGAGACGGCGCAGCUAGCCCGGAGGAGCUCAACGACGAAGAAACCUCCGAGGGCGACAACGCCCCCAAACAGUGUACCUACGAGGGGUGCACGGAGACAACAACGCAGGUGGCCAAGCAGAGAAAGCCAUGGAUGUGCAAAAAACACCGCAACAAAAUGUACAAAGACAAGUACAAGAAGAAGAAGAAUGAUAAGGCCAUGUCCAGUGGGAAACUUGAUGAAAACUCUGAAGAACGUCCUGUGUCUGUGAACAAACAGCGUCUAGGUGCCAUGGGGGACCGUCCAGCCAGACCUUCUCUGAUAGAGCAGGUCCUCAACCAGAAAAGACUGUCACUUCUCAGGAGUCCAGAGGUGAUCAGCUUCCUGCAGCAACAGCAGCAGCUUCUAGCCACACAGAGCCGUAGCCAGUCACAGCAGCAGUUCCAGGGCUGCUGACGGUGGGUGGCGGGCGUUAGUUUUUGUGAUGCAUAAAGCGCACUAAAGAAAUACACUGGCAUCUGAUGCAUAAAUGAAUCGUAAGCAUACACUGAAAGCAUGGAUUUCUUCCGUCAUGCAGAGACAGAAUAAAAGGACAUUUUGAAGUUGUGCUGAGAAUGGAAGACUAAACUGAUUCAACUCCCAGAGAGUGAAGAUUUCUUCAAAUCACACACUGACCCUGUAUUUAAACCACGACUGGUGCUGUUUUUGGUACAUUUUGUCCUACGUUUAAGCCAAUAUUUGUUUUCACUUUUUGUUCAUUUUAAAAACAUUGUGUCCUGUUCUGUUAGUUUUGUUUGGCGUUAAUACAGAAGUUUAGUUGUUGAAACUCCAGUUCAGACUGUUUUCUUUGGAUGAAUUACGCCUUAUUGCAAAUGAUGUUGUGAUUUGGUGCUGUAUUAAUAAAAUAAAAUUGAAUUAUGAAUCCUUAGUGUGUGUGUGUGUGUGUGAGAUUUAACUUGAACUGCUACUGUUGUGACAAUCAUUGUGUGGUACAUGUUUCCUGCAGGUUGAGGACUUGGUUUUGACAAGACUUUGUCUAUUCUCCCUGAACUUAAGUGAUAACUGAAUACAGAAGAGGAGGAGGGAUAUACUUUACAAAUGAAACUCUGUUACUGCAUGAUCCCCCUGUGUUUAAGUUGUAGUGUCUGUCCCUGAUGACUAUAUGACAAUAAAACAGAUGCAAUAUGA
Messenger RNA from Oreochromis aureus, 1671 nucleotides. Its product is annotated as regulatory factor X-associated protein. Lineage: Eukaryota; Metazoa; Chordata; Actinopteri; Cichliformes; Cichlidae. Gene Ontology annotation, biological process: regulation of transcription by RNA polymerase II. The transcript is spliced from 3 exons. Gene Ontology annotation, cellular component: nucleus. The record is from RefSeq and is a predicted model, not a curated record.